Messenger RNA from Fusarium odoratissimum NRRL 54006, 5265 nucleotides. RefSeq names its product amyloid beta protein binding protein 1. Gene Ontology annotation, cellular component: cytoplasm. The transcript has 4 exons. Gene Ontology annotation, molecular function: NEDD8 activating enzyme activity. Lineage: Eukaryota; Fungi; Ascomycota; Sordariomycetes; Hypocreales; Nectriaceae. The coding region runs from base 470 to 2071 and encodes 533 amino acids. The record is from RefSeq and is a predicted model, not a curated record. Gene Ontology annotation, biological process: protein neddylation.
CAUAUCCUUCUCGUGUCUCACAUCUAUUCCUUCAAAAGUCAUCACAAGGCAAGAGCACAAUUUCAGCAGUUCCGACAAAGAUAACCCAAUCACGAGCUUCUACCACGCGAGUACUCCACUUGAGCGGCUACUCCCAGUUGUGACGUAGCGCAGUUUAGCCCCACGUCGAACAGUGAGUGGUCGGAAAUGGUUGGUCUAUUGCUAGGCAGUGCACUACUCAGCAACCUUGCCCGAUUAUUCGACACCGUCUUCACCCACUCCAUUCGAGAGCUUCAUCAAUAGCAUCUAUACCAGCAGUCUCUGACAUCUUGUCGAGGGUCUCGCGGCACUCGUUUAUCCGAAGUCCGUCUGCUCGCUGUGUGACUUCUUACAGAGCAAGCUACGCGGUGCCACAUCGCAUCAUUACCUGGACAGUCACAGUCACAGUCACGUACAAGUACACUCUCGUUCAUCAGCAUCGGACCUCAAUAUGGCCGAUGUCAUGAUCCAGACCCCUCCGGUACUUCAAGGUCCAUCAGAGAAGGAGCGGAAAUAUGACCGCCAACUCCGACUUUGGGCUGCCUCUGGUCAGGCUGCUCUCGAGUCGGCCAAUAUUCUCCUCGUUAACUCCGGUGCUGGUACUGUCGGCGUUGAGACUUUCAAGAAUCUUGUUCUGCCUGGUAUUGGCCGAUUCACCAUUGCCGACCAGAACGCUGUAACUCAUCAAGAUUUGGGUGUCAAUUUCUUCGUAGAUGAUAGUUGGCUGGGCAAGUCCAGAGCUGAAGCUUGCACCAAUUUUCUCUUGGAACUUAACCCUGAAGUACAGGGUGAAUGGUAUCCUAAAACCCAGGAUGAAUCUUUCCACCUAGAUCACCUUCUCAGUAGCUCGCCAACAUUCACCAUGAUCCUAUAUGCUCUGCCUUUGCCUCAAGAUCAGGUCCAGCUAAUUCAAAAUUAUUCUCACCAAUAUAAAAUUCCUACAAUUGCGGUUCAUUCCGUGGGAUACUACUCCUACUUCAAGACCACCUUACCCGGCACAUUUCCUAUCGUUGACACCCAUCCCGACGAGACCGCCACUACAGAUCUGCGACUUCUAGCCCCUUGGCCUGAACUCCUUGAGUUUUCCCAGAGCAUGACUGAAAACAUCGACAACCUCGAUAGUCAUGAGCAUGGUCACUUACCUAUGGUCGUCAUUCUCCUUCAUUAUCUAGAGCAAUGGAAACAAGCUCACGACGGCGAUUACCCUACCAGCUACAUCGACAAGACCGCAUUCCGCAAAACUGUCUCCGAAGCCAUGAGGACAGACAACCCUGAGGGAGGUGAAGAGAAUUUUGAAGAGGCUAUAGCUGCUGUGAUGAAGCAUGUCGUAACCCCCUCCCUUCCUAGUUCUCUUCGACAAGUCUUUGACUAUGUGCACCAAGAUCCUGAGGAGAUCAAAUCUGGCUUCUGGGUCAUCACAGAGGCUGUGAAACGAUUCUAUGACGAACAUGGCCGUUUACCUGUCCCUGGAGGACUGCCUGACAUGAAGGCUCAAUCCAACGUGUACAUCAAACUACAGAACAUCUACAAAGAACGGGCUCGCCAGGAUGUUGGUCAAGUUUUGGAAACCGCUCGAAGUCUUCCUGGCGGUCAGGACGUGGACCCCGAGCAGGUCGAGCUCUUCUGCAAGAAUGCUCCUUUUAUCAAGCUCAUUAAUGCCCCUGGAGACAAGACUACCAGUCUCGAUAAGCUUGUCGAACAAGAGCUAGCAAACGACGAGAUGUCAGCCUUUGCUGGGCCCGAGAUGCCUCUAUCCCUGGUCCCACUGUACCUCGCCCUGUUGGCAACAUCAAAUACCAAGACUGCUUCUGCAGAUGAGAUUAUGGGUUUCAUUGGUAAGGCCGCACCAAAAGCCACGGAAAAUGAACGUUACAAGAAGACUGCCCAAGAGGUUGAGCGCGCGGCCGGCGGCGAGCUUCACAACAUAUCAGCCCUCACGGGUGGCAUGGUUGCUCAAGAGAUGAUCAAGAUCAUCACCAAGCAAUAUGUGCCCAUCGACAACACUUGUAUCUUCGACGGUAUCGACAGCCGUUGUCAGGUCCUCCGCCUGUAAAAAGUAUCAGCCCUUGGAGGUAUCUUAUGGGAAAGAUGGAAACGGAGUAAUGUCACGAUUAAUGACUGGAUAGAAGGAUUCACAAUAGAAAACAUCGCAUCGAACGACUUUGAAAAGCAGCAAUGGACAUCGUGGAGUAGCUCAACGUGGUAGGGUCUCCUGACGCCAUCUUCUGAAUGAGAACAGGUUUCGGUUUCAACAUCGCGAUUCUCCCUCAACCCCAACCACAGAUAUCGACCACGUGUUCGCCGCAGCCGUGAACAAAAGACGAUACUUCCCAUAUGAAGCAAGAAGCCCAAGACAAGAAGAGACACACAUCCAGCAAAAAACAUACAACAGCGGGGAUUCGCUGGUCGUCACCGACCCAACUACUAAUCCGCCGGUUAGUGGCUUGACUAUGGGAGAGCGGACGGGAUCCCGUAUUUUCCACUACCUUUGGUCGUAUGUGCUUGACAUGAUGAUGGUGUUGCUUAUGGCCACUUCGUCCUGCAUGUUCUAUGCAUUGAAGCGUCCGGGACGUCUCCCGAUGUUCCUGGCAUAUGAGCAGGUCAUGUUGCUUGACUAAGACAGUCCCACUAUCAGAACUAGUCACGUUUCAUCGAAAGACUGCGUUUCCGCAGUCUCCUGAAAUCAUGAGUACGUACAAACAAGGCCUCAUUCGGUGAUAGUUGUGGGUUGCGGGGCCAUCAACACUCCUGGCAUCAAACAUGUCAUCUCGAUAUCAGGCCAGGAACCGGUGAGGAAUUACGUUCCUUUUUGCCAUCGUAAGAUAACUAUACUAAAGUUUAGCUACCUAUAUUCUGGCAAGGGACGUUGUGGCUAACGAAUUAGCGCUGUACUUGAGUUCGCCUGCCACGAGCUCCUUGCCCCAGCAAAACUGAUCAAGUCAUCCACCGUCAGUCACCCUUGCUGAAUAUUGCCAAUUGUUAAAAGCCUCUUCCUGCCGAAAACUCUCUCUCGCAUCUUCCCGAGAUACCUAUAUACGCUAGCAGGGUUGCCUGAGUCGCAUCUGCCUCUGGAUCGACGCUCUUGUUGCUGGUGUGGAGGCUGUGAGAACUUUGACGGGAACUCUCUAGAAACGACCGCAAUCAUCAAGGUACAACCUAGCUUGCUAGUCUCAUAGGGCUACCAGUAAGUCCUCUUAUUGUUCAGCUUUAGCGAAGAAUGCGGGAGCUUCAAUGGAGGUGGAUUGGGAGGGAGUGUUUCUUUACCCCGGACGUCAGGUGGCAAGCGCUCUACCACGUCUCAAGUUGAUCAACAGUCGUAUCAAGGGCGGAUCACGGAAUGGCUUACCACUCACCGCUUUAUGGCAAUACGACGUCUUCUUUCAGCAAAGCUUUUGCUCUUGCUGGACGUCGCCACCGCCUCUACAUCGACUGCCAAGUUCUUCAAGCCUAGUGCUGUCUGACCUCCGCUGUAAGGUACGCACAACCUGCAUGUCCAAGUAGCAAUUGAGGCCAAGAGUGUAACAAAGACCUCAUGUCCAAGUUUGUGCAAUGUAGUUGUUGAUCGUGUAUUGGUGGCGGCCUAUAUUCCUAUGAAGCAGGUCGGAUGUCCAGCACUGCCCCUAUAAUACGUCCGGAGGUUUAUUACCACAACAACGAAAACAUCAUUAGACUCAUGGCUAAUAACAAAGUUUACCUAACGCGCCGGAUCUCAUGUGGAUCUCGCAAGGAGCACUGUCUCCAGCCAUCACUCGGCUAAGCUAUAUUUGAUGUAUAUGAUGGCCUUGUCAAACUGUAGGUUUGGUGACCUCUGGUCACAUCUGUACAUGAACCACGGGAUAUUAGGCGAAAUCGAAUCAAUCUUCGGCAUUAUUUUGGGCCGUCUCUGCUAGUCUACACUUGGCACCGAAUUUCGGCGGCUACUAGUCUGAACGAGUGCAAGCUCAUGGGGUCUCCAGUGCCGGAUUUGAGGGGUGCUGCCAUGACAUGUUAUCAGAUCGAGUCACAUAUGGGGUAUAUAAGUGCCACUAUACUGUUUUCUUCACUGCUGCUGGGGAUGUUACAGGGGCUCUCAGCAUUCUACAAGUAUUAUGAUCGACGGAAAUGCAAAAGGACCGUGACCGGAUGUUAACGACGUGCCUAUCAGAGGACAGAAUGAGGUUCUUUCUUCAAGAUUCUAGUAUCUGGUGUGACGGAGAGCCCGAGAUUUCCGAGAUCUUUUCCAAGGUUUAACUGUAGCUCUGCUUCAUGCCUCGCCAGAACAGGAUUUUCGUGUUUGUGUCCAGGGCGUGUCGAGUGUUGCCAAAGCCAAAGUGCUCAGGGCAGCAGAGUAUUCAAUAUUCAUGCAAAACGUCAGAAAGAAGCAAAGAAUAGGGUGUUGAGCUGCUGAUGGAGGGUUAGUUCUGGGUUGAGUUUAUUCUUGAUAGAGACAAUGUCCGAUGUUGAAUCCGGGCAUAAUGGUAACCACGGGUUUACGCUCCGACUGGCCGCUCGACCUGGAAUCUCAGGCGUGGCUUUGAAGUGUCCAGCGCAUGCAUACAGACAGACAGACAGACAGACGUAUCCGUACAUGUCGAUGAAUUAGAUGAGGGCAGAAUCACGAAGCUGUUUGGAAUGGCUCGUUACAGUCAGACCCAUCCGGCCGGAGGGGCAGAGGCGGCCAUUUCUCGCGCCGAGGCUGAGGACAGCGGGCGAGAGCCUGCCAGAGUGUUCCGAUAGCCAACUCACGUGGGAACAUGGUCGGUAAAUCAGGCCGGCUCAUUCUGAAGUGGAUGAAUCUUGGCGCCGGGAACCCCAGGUCUUCGUAAACUGAAGAGAGCAGUGAGCGGGCCUCUGAAGGGAGUCUCCGAGUCUCGUGGAGCGUGACGAGCAGUGGACACGGAGUUCGGUAUCAGGACUAUUAUCCAGCCGGAUCACGGUCACCUUCCCUGAAAGGUAACCAGGGUCCGAAACAGUUGGAGGGCUUGGAGGGGAAAACCCGGGGUAGAAGUCGUGAGCUGGAGGGGAUUCAGAGAAACGGGCCGAGGAUCCCAGACCCUUGGUAGAGGGAGUAUUAACCAGAGUUCUGUGAGUGGUAUGAAAGAAGUCUCCGAUGGGUCGAUUAAUGAUCACACGCGCGAUGCGAGGCUCAUUUUUGACAAGAGUGCGUUCUGUACUCCGUACCUUGGGGAAGUUGGUGUCCCAUCCUCGGAGGUUGUCCAUGUGAACGAAUCGCUUGCCUUGCUUGAUUUGAUUUGAUUUGCUUCGCUU